AACCGAACGUUCAAGGUGCAGUUUGUGAAGAUGUACCUCAGCGAGGCUCGGACCCGGAAUCACGCUAUGACGAUCGCUGCAUAAGCCCCUCCGCGUACCUUCAACCAUCAGCACCACGAAAGACGUGCGCCGAACGUGUCGUCAACACGUGUGGCCAAGAUGACAGUAGCGUCACAAGCUCACGCGCCGCCCAGCAACGCCUCAGAGACGUUCUAUUCUUGACCGCAGUGAGAUCUUCCCCUUACACCAACAUAGCAGGUGCCUCUGCUGGCCACAUGACGAGUCCUCAUAAGCGCCGCGAUGACCUCUGCCUCUCCUCCAAACUCGCUGGAAGCUAAGCUUGUCGUUCUCGGCUCGCAAGGCGUCGGCAAGACCUCGCUUGUGCAUCGCUUCGUGAAGAACGCCUUCAUCCCACCGGACAAGGCGCAGUCCACCGUCGGCGCCUCCUUCCUCACCACCCGAGUCAAUGAUCCAGAGUCGGGGGCCACGAUUCGACUUCAGAUCUGGGAUACAGCAGGGCAAGAGCGCUUCCGCUCGAUAUCCCGACUAUACUAUCGUGGUGCACAUGCAGCCAUUCUCUGCUACGAUGUCACGAGCAAGAAAAGCUUCGAAGAGAUGGGAGCGUGGUUGCAGGAGCUGAAGGAGAACUGCGGCAUAGAGGCCGGAAGAGGCGACUUAAUCAUCCAUGUCGUUGGAACCAAAAGUGAUGUUGUGGCGUCCGACCCAAAAACGCGGGAGGUUCCAUUCGAGCGAUGCAUAGGAUACGUUGCAGAGCAGCUCUACCCCGAAGUACCGACACCGGGUGUGCAUUCCAGCAGCCAAGGUAGCCCACCUAGCGCUCACGGUCUAGCCGCUCCAACUACGGGGCACAUGUCAAGUCCCAACAGCAACCGCUCGUCUGGCUUCUGGGGCCAAGAAUCAAUCUGGGACUGUUGUCACGAAAUCAGUGCGAAAGACGGCGAAGGCAUUGAAGAAGUGUUUCGCGUCAUCACCCGGAAGCUGGUCGAGCAGCACAUGCUGCGGACGGAGAAGCAGCGAUUGUUGGAGGAGUCGCUCUCCCGCGGUCGCACACCCGGCUUGGAUGGCAAUGGUGCUCCGAGCUACUUCGACCUGCCGAAUGGCAAUGGGAGCUUCAGGGUCGGGCACGGUGAUAAACGGCGCAGCUGGUUGGGCUUCCCCACCACGCCCGGCGGGCUCUCUGCAUGGACUGGCGACGAUACAGAAGCAGAGACCGAGAACCCUCCCAAGCGAAAGGCGAAAUGUUGUUAAUGAUUGUACAGUGUCCAGGUGUGCGUGUUAGCGGCAUGGCGUGAUCUCCAGGCGUUAUAGCGAUUUGUCUUACAAUACUGCAUGGGUUCAAUGCUUGGUACGAAUAUAGUUGAGCGCUGCAAGAAGCACUGGAAAUGUGCAGAAUGCGCGCCAUGAAAGCUCAUAUGCGAAGGAACCACCGUCUGGUCUGGGA
Molecule: messenger RNA, 1462 nt
Organism: Baudoinia panamericana UAMH 10762
Lineage: Eukaryota; Fungi; Ascomycota; Dothideomycetes; Mycosphaerellales; Teratosphaeriaceae
Exons: 2
Coding region: 301-1269 (322 amino acids)
Biological process (GO): intracellular protein transport
Cellular component (GO): endomembrane system
Molecular function (GO): GTPase activity; GTP binding
Source: RefSeq, a predicted model, not a curated record